Symsagittifera roscoffensis is the source of this 1229-nucleotide messenger RNA. RefSeq names its product multiple coagulation factor deficiency protein 2 homolog. The coding region runs from base 48 to 782 and encodes 244 amino acids. NCBI's taxonomy places the organism in Eukaryota, Metazoa, Xenacoelomorpha, Acoela, Convolutidae. The transcript is spliced from 3 exons. The record is from RefSeq and is a predicted model, not a curated record. Gene Ontology annotation, molecular function: calcium ion binding.
CGUUUUAUAUAAGUAGUGUUGCGGUUGUCUUUGCUGCAGAUAUAAAUAUGGUACUAGUAUCAGUAUCUUCAUUUGCCACCAUUCCAGCAUCCCUAGUACUUAUUACCCACCUCGGUUUACUCCUCCCACAAUUUGUGCGGAGCCACGCGGGAGAGCAUAGCCAUCAUGGGGACUCCUCAGCUGGAGGGGGACCCGGGGGAACAGAGGGGAUGCCACAUUACCAUGAGUCAGUGAGUCUGGACCAGGCCAAAAUAAGGCUGGAGCAGCUGAGGAGUGGGAAUGUAAUGGAGAGCGAGGAGCACAUCAGAGAACACUUACAGAAUGUGGCCAAGAUGCCAGAGGAGAAGAUGAAUGACGAGCAGAGAGCGACCCACUUCUUCUACCUGCACGACAUGGACCAGGACACGAAGUUGGACGGGCUUGAGAUACUGCACUCUAUUAUGGAAUCACACGGCACUGCAGACCCCAGCCCAGAGGAAAAUAAAGAGAAAGAGAAGAAGGAACAUGGGGACAACAAGGAAGGAGGGGAGAAGAAGAAAGAAGAUGCAUCUGCAGACAAGCCGGACGGCGAGAAAGCGAAAGAACAUGACGACAGUCACCCGAAGAAUUGGUCAGUGAAUGAGUUAGUGGAACACAUUGACUCGAUUCUGACAGACUACGACAAGAAUGACGACGGUUAUAUCGACUUCUUCGAGUUCAGAGAAAUCAUGAGGAAGAACAGAGAAGAUGUGGAGAGAGACCAGAAAGCAGAAGAGGCUGCUAAACAGGCCAAAAAGAAUUAAACAGGCUGCUAUUCCUAUUAAUGCCACCUGUGCAAUAUCAACCAAAUAAUUUUUAGCUACAAACAACCCAUUAGGCAACAAUCAACUAGGCUACAUUUUGUCGUCGUCGGGUACCAUAUAUCGCUUUAGCAUUUAGAUGUGCAUGCUUUUAAUAUUACAGUUAUGACUGUGUUGUGAACUGCUAUUUGUGUUGUCGAAAUUAUGAGAAAUCGAUAUAUGUAAAUUUUGUUUAUACUUAGUAAAGCUUGGCUUGUAAAUUGAUUUAUCGCCGUUUUCAAUGUUCGGAAAUUUAACCUAAGAAAGAAGUGUUCUAAUUGUCAGAUAUACAGUGCUGAUUUAAAUUAACCGGACACAACGAAGAAACAUUCGAAAUUUCAAACGCGUUUUUUCCAAAUUGGGCUAAGAUAGGACAAAAAAUGAAGAGAACAAAAGUUGCCUAGAAUUUCA